This is a messenger RNA of Limanda limanda (common dab), 2921 nucleotides long. Its product is annotated as gastrula zinc finger protein XlCGF57.1-like. The record is from RefSeq and is a predicted model, not a curated record. Gene Ontology annotation, cellular component: nucleus. NCBI's taxonomy places the organism in Eukaryota, Metazoa, Chordata, Actinopteri, Pleuronectiformes, Pleuronectidae. Bases 109 to 1791 code for a protein of 560 amino acids. Gene Ontology annotation, biological process: regulation of transcription by RNA polymerase II. The transcript has 2 exons. Gene Ontology annotation, molecular function: DNA-binding transcription factor activity, RNA polymerase II-specific; RNA polymerase II transcription regulatory region sequence-specific DNA binding.
CAGCUGCUGCGGGUGUUGGUACAUGAGCGGAUCCGCGCUGCCGCUGAAGACUUCCUGCUGCAGGUGGAGGAAGGAGGAGGAAAGGCUCGAGUCCCGGAGCUGAGAGCGAUGCUCACCGAGCGGCUCGCGGCGGCGGGAGAGCAGAUCCUCGCGGGGCUUGAGGAAACCUUGUUAGAGUCCGAGGAGCGAGUGGAGCGGACCGAGCUGGAGAUCUGCCGCCAGAGGAGGCUGCUCGAUGCCGUGAUGCAGCCCGAAGUCCGGCUGCACAGAGCAGUGUAUCCUGCAGACGUCCAGCAACUGAUGGUGAUUAAAGAAGAGGUUCCCUCUGAGGAGCAGCAGUGGAGCCUCCUUGUGGACCAAGAGGACCCAGAGCACCCCAACAUUAAAGAGGAACAGGAGGAACCGUGGACCAAUCAGGAUGGACAGCAGCUUCACGGACUGGAGGAGGCUGAUAUCAAAUUCACAUUGACUCCUGUCGCUGUGAAGAGUGAAGAAGAUGAAGAGAAACUUAAAUCAUCAAAGCUUCAUCCGAGUGAGACGAAGGAGAACAGAGCAGACUCUCGAGGACCAGAACCAGCCAGGGACUCAGGUCCUGAUGGAAGUUUACAACCAGGUCCUGAGGACAAGACUGAAGACUCUUCUGAGACUGAAGUCAGUGAGGAUGAUUGGAUGGAGACCAGGGAAACUCAGGCUGGUUUAAAUACAAGAAAUAACAAACAGCAUCUAAAUGAUAUGGGAUGUAAGACAGAAAAAAAAAAGUUUAGUUGCUCUGAGUGUGGUAAAAGAUUUAACCAUAGGUGCAGUCUAAAUAGACAUAAGAGGAUUCAUACAGGAGAGAAACCGCUUAGUUGCUCUGAGUGUGGUAAAAGAUUUACCGAAAGAGGUGGUCUAAAAAGACAUAUGAGGAUUCAUACAGGAGAGAAACCGUUUAGUUGCUCUGAGUGUGGUAAAAAAUGUUCCGAAAGGGGCAGUUUAGAAUCACAUAUGAAGAUUCAUACAGGAGAGAAACCGUUUAGUUGCGCUGAGUGUGGUAAAAGAUUUAUCCACAGGUCAAAUCUAAAUGCACAUAUGAGGAUUCAUACAGGUGAGAAACCGUUUAGUUGCGCUGAGUGUGGUAAAAGAUGUAACCACAGGUCACAUCUUAAUGCACAUAUGAGGAUUCAUACAGGUGAGAGACCGUUUAGUUGCUCUGAGUGUGGUAAAACAUUUAACCACAGAUCACAUCUAAAUAUACAUAUGAGGAUUCAUACAGGAGAGAAACCGCUUAGUUGCUCUGAGUGUGGUAAAAGAUUUAACCAAAGGAGCAGUCUAAAUAGACAUAUGAAGAUUCAUACAGGAGAAAAACUAUUUAGUUGUGCUGAGUGUGGUAAAACAUUUAACCAAAGGUCACAUCUAAAUAAACAUGUGAGGAUUCAUACAGGAGAGAAACCGCUUAGUUGCUCUGAGUGUGGUAAAGGAUUUACCAAAAGGGAUGAUCUAAAAAAACAUAUGAAGAUUCAUACAGGAGAGAAACCGUUUAGUUGCGCUGAGUGUGGUAAAAGAUUUAUCCACAGGUCAAAUCUAAAUGCACAUAUGAGGAUUCAUACAGGUGACAGACCGUUUAGUUGCUCUGAGUGUGGUAAAAGAUUUAAGCGAAGGAGCAGUCUAAAUACACAUAUGAGGAUUCAUACAGGUGAGAAACCGUUUAGUUGCUCUGAGUGUGGUAAAAGAUUUAAGCGAAGGAGCGAUCUAAAUAGACAUGUGAGGAUUCAUACAAGAGAGAAACAGUUUAGUUCCUCUGAGUGUGGUUAAAGAGUUAAAGGAGACAUAUUAUGCCCAUUGUACAACAGUUGAUAUGGUUCAUUGGGGUCUUUAUGAAAUGUCUGUAACAUAUUUUGGUCAAAAUACCACAAGGAUCACUUAAAACAGAACCCUUUUUACCCGGUCUAAAACAGCUUUCCUCAGAUUGACCUGUUUUUGAGUGCCUCCUCCCUCCUCCCUCCUUCACGAGAAACAAGCGCCCAGAUUUUUAGCUAUCCAUUACCUCUGUAGAAAUAUGGCUACUGGAGACGACGAUACAAUCUUGCAACCAUAUCGUUUUGAACCAGAGUCAGGUGGGCCAAAGCCUGGCUCUGGGAGAGACGGGCUCGCGAGCUGACCGGCGGGUCCGCGAGCAGACCGGGCCGUUGGAGCCGAGCCGUGAAGCGUGACUAUGACGUGUGUUCUGGUCGUAAUCCCAUUCUACGCCAUCUAGUGUAUCGUUUUUGACAUAGAGGAACCACAACAAAUCGCAGGAGUUGUUUUUUUUCUAGAGUUUUUGAGACGGUAGACAUGCUAGAGACCCAAAUUAACGUGUAGAAGCACUAUAAAAGUGGAAUUUUCAUAAUAUUUCCCCUUUUAAGAUUCAGUCCUAUGGUACGAGACACGUGAGGAUUAAUAAAGGAGAGAAGUGAUUUAGUUGCAACUUUGGAAACAAAAGAUUUAUUAGGAUAUAUCAGCAGAUAGUCAUAUUAUACAUAUUCAUAGUUCACUGUUUUAAGUAGACUAUUAACAGUUUUAUGUCCCCAGAAAAUAUAACUCAUUGAAUAACACGAAAGAUUUGUGUUUAAAUAUCUUGUUUCCAUUGAUUUCUACAUAAUUUAUCUAUUUUUCAUGUCAUUUUAGGGUUAAAGUUUGUUUCUUGAACCGUAUGAAUGUGUGUUCCUAACUAGUUCAUAUGAUUAAAUAUGUUUGUUUUAAAACAAUGGUUUCUUGGUUCGUGAGAUUCAAUGACAGUGUGUGUUCUCCUUUAUGUAUUGAAUGUGUUUCCAAGAAUAAAAGUCUAAUAAAAAGUGCAGUCCUAGAAAAGCUCUGCAGUCCUUGAAAUUGUAGAAAUUGUAAUUUGAAUGUUUAAUUGUUGUUUCCAAUCCAAUUUGAAGUUGAUCUGAUGUAAGCCCUGGUAC